AGGGAGGCUUCGCGCUCUUUGUCCAGCUGCUGCCCAUCGUCAUCCUAGUGGUUGUGUCAGCUCUCAGUCAGAUGAUGGUCUCCGCCGCCCCCUACAGCCUCAGCUUCAGGCCGUCUAUUGGACACACCCACAAGAGGUACACGGAGACCUUGAGGGUGCCGUACUAUGUGGGAGACCACUUCUCCAGGGAGUACAACGGACUGAAUCUGAAGACUGUGGAGAGGAGUGUGGAGGAUGACUACAUCUCCAACCUCAGAAACAACUGCUGGAAGGAGAAACAACAGAGUACGUUCACGUUGUAGUGUGAGAAUAACAUG
Oncorhynchus masou masou (cherry salmon) is the source of this 317-nucleotide messenger RNA. RefSeq names its product dnaJ homolog subfamily B member 12-like. Gene Ontology annotation, cellular component: endoplasmic reticulum membrane. Gene Ontology annotation, molecular function: Hsp70 protein binding. The transcript has 2 exons. Gene Ontology annotation, biological process: cellular response to misfolded protein. NCBI's taxonomy places the organism in Eukaryota, Metazoa, Chordata, Actinopteri, Salmoniformes, Salmonidae. The record is from RefSeq and is a predicted model, not a curated record. Bases 72 to 302 code for a protein of 76 amino acids.